Molecule: messenger RNA, 1293 nt
Organism: Branchiostoma belcheri (Belcher's lancelet)
Lineage: Eukaryota; Metazoa; Chordata; Leptocardii; Amphioxiformes; Branchiostomatidae
Product: beta-1,4 N-acetylgalactosaminyltransferase 1-like
Exons: 10
Coding region: 1-1293 (430 amino acids)
Source: RefSeq, a predicted model, not a curated record
AUGGCACCACGUCGCCUCUACACGGUAUAUAAACUCAAUCACAGGAAAAAGUUUGAACCAACAAAGCAUGGGGACCAGGGAAAUGGUUACAUCGAUACAAGGAAAAGGAACGGUCACAUGGAGAAAUAUAACGCUGAGCAGUUUUUCUUCAUCAGUCGUCUGCGACAGAAACACACAUGUGACUGCUCCAAAUCCAUGUCCAGCAUGUACGCAGCGAUAGAUACCGAGGAAAGGAGCGCGUUCAACCGACGCCGAGUCAAGCAACUCGAGAAGUACCACAAAAGACUCGAGUCUUCACAAGAAAAACUGUACAUAGUAAAAGGGUCGGUCCCACUAAGUUACCCGGUCAGAGGGUUAACAGUCGCACCGGAAGGUACCAUUGCGAUCCGAGGUCUUGAAGUGUUGGAUACAAAAGAAAGACUGGAAUAUAAGAUUCAACUGGUGACAUCUAAGUAUGGAAUACUUGACGUCACGGCCGAAGUCUCCGAAGUGCAUUCGGAAGGACUCGGGGAGAAGUCGUUGACCAUUCGGAGCCGAAAAUUACCGAAGAUUAACCACCAACUCCAGUAUGUGGUGUACUCCAACACAGUGUAUGACGUCGGAGCAACAGAAAUCAACGAAGACAUCGCGUCCAAAGUGACCGUGAUCACCAAAACUUUUCUCCGGUAUGCUUCCAUCCGGGCUCUUUUGGCCAGCAUCCGGGCAUUCUAUCCCAACAUCCGGGUGAUUGUGGCUGAUGACAGUCGUCCAAUAGAAAACCUUCAGGCAGAUCACGUGGACCAUUUUGUGAUGCCGUAUGCUCUAGGUUGGUUUGCGGGUAGAAACCUGGCAGUUUCACAGGUGACCACGCCUUACUUGGUCUGGGUUGAUGACGACUUCGUGUUCGGCAAGAGGACAAAGUUGGAAAGACUGGCCAGUGUUCUGGACAAUACAACCUUGGACUUGGUUUCUGGCAAGGCAGGUUUCGGCAAAGUGAAACACACGAAGAUGACGGUCGUCCCAGGCGACAGAGACGGCGACUGCCUGCUCAUACACGACCGCCGACACUGGGGACAAGUCCCGGGGUUUCCACGGUGUUAUUAUUCCACCAGAGUCACCAACUUCUUCAUGGCCAGAACGGACAGCGUUCGCGCGGUUGGAUUUGACCCGAAGUAUACCAGGCACGGACACACGCAGUUUUUCGUAGCUGCGAUGGGGAAACUCAAAAUGGCCGCUUGUGAUGACGUCAGAAUUGGUCACAGGAGAACGCAAACGAUGGAAUAUAACGUCUUCCGUUACCAAGAUACAGGGUAA